AUGCUCACCGCCCAGCGCCCUGCUCUGUUCGCGGCCCGGUCGCGGGCUGCUACUGUCAAGGUCCAUGCCUCGUGGCAGAAGGCCACCACCAAGUCGGCGCUGCAGGCGGCUGGCGGCAAGCUUGUGGCGGAGCUCGGGGGCCAGCGCGUUCUGAUCGUCGAGGAUGCUGGGGAGGUGUUUGCCGUGAGCAACAAGUGCUCUCACCUGGGCCUGCCCCUCCAGGGCAAGACUGCCCUGUUCACCGCGACGAUCAAGGACAGCUGCGUGGUGUGCCCCGCGCACAACACCGCCUUUGAGCUGGCAUCCGGCGAGGUCAAGGGCGAGUGGUGCCCCAAGUUCCCCAACCUGCCCGUGGUCGGGAAGCUCAGCGAGAAGAAGCCGCUGCCGGUCUUCAAGGUGCGCGUCAGCGAGGGCGGCGACGUGGAGGUUGACGUGUGA
This is a messenger RNA of Monoraphidium neglectum, 438 nucleotides long. RefSeq lists its product as hypothetical. Gene Ontology annotation, molecular function: 2 iron, 2 sulfur cluster binding. Lineage: Eukaryota; Viridiplantae; Chlorophyta; Chlorophyceae; Sphaeropleales; Selenastraceae. The transcript is spliced from 4 exons. The record is from RefSeq and is a predicted model, not a curated record. Bases 1 to 438 code for a protein of 145 amino acids.